This is a messenger RNA of Oldenlandia corymbosa var. corymbosa, 1539 nucleotides long. NCBI's taxonomy places the organism in Eukaryota, Viridiplantae, Streptophyta, Magnoliopsida, Gentianales, Rubiaceae. The record is from the annotation of a GenBank genome assembly.
AUGGAAUCGCUCGCUCUCACCCAGCUCACCACCGUCCCCUUCGGAGCUAUCUCCGCCGCUCUUCCCUCCGUUUUCGUGCUCUCCUCGCGUCUCCCGUGGCAUCGCAUGGUGACACGUGGACGACGUUCCUCCGCUCGUGCCGCCGUCAAGCACUACUCUUCCUUGUCUCCGCCGCGGCCAGCGUCGACUUUGGGACGGCCGGUGGCUGCAGCGCCUUUCUCUGGUCUGCCCUUUUCCUCCUCCGCGGCGAGGCGGUACUCUUCGUUGGUGGUUCCGAGGAGUAGCAUGCCGUUGCGUAUUCUAUCGUCAUCACCAUGGCGGCAGCUUACUCCGGCGCCGGCUGCGUCUUUCUCUGUUGACUCAUCUCGAUACAUGAGCUCUGGCUACUAUGACAACAGCAAGGACUUUAACGCUCCAAAAACACCUGUGCACUUUGGAGUCAAAAAGGUUCCGCAGGGACAGGCUUAUGUGGUAGAGCGUUUGGGAAAGUAUUCAAGAACGUUGACUCCCGGAAUAAAUUUCUUGAUUCCGAUUGUGGAUAAGAUUGCCUAUGUUCAUCUUCUCAAAGAAGUUAGCUUCGGUAUCUCGGGCCAAUCCGGUAUCACUAGAGACAAUGUCCGCAUUGAUAUGGAUGGUGUUCUUUAUUAUAAGGUGGUUGACCCUUUAAAAGCCUCGUAUGGGAUUCAUAAUCCCAAAUUGGCAAUAAUUGAGAUUGCCCAAACAACUAUGCGUAGCGAGAUUGGUAAAUUGUCAUUAGACAAACUUAAUGAAGAGACCUUGAGUGACAAAAUUGUGGUAGAGAUAAAUAAAGCUGCUAAGGAUUGGGGUCUUCAGUGUCAACGUUAUGAAAUAAAGGAUGUUAAUAUGCCCGAAGGAACGCAAUUGGCUAUGCAGAGGCAAGCAGAAGCUGAGAGAGAUAAGAGAUCGGAAAUAUUAAAGUCUGAAGGUACGCGGCAAGUAAAAAUAAAUCUUGCUGAAGGCGAAAAAGCGGAAGUCAUACUCAAAUCCGAAGCUGCAAUGCAAGAUAAGAUUAACAGAGCUAGAGGAGAAGCACAAGCAGCCCUUCUAGCUGCUGAAGCUUCAGCAAGAAGAAUCCAAAUGGAGUCAAAGGCCCUUGAGGAAAAGAAAGGGUUGGAGGCCGCAAAUUUGAAGAUUGCUGAGCAAUGGAUCAAAGCUUAUUCUAAUCUUGCAAAAGAGGCAAAUACAAUCUUGCUUCCUUCAAAUCCUUCUGAUCCUAUGUCCAUGAUAGCCCAAGCAAUGAGUGUGUAUGGCAACUUAAAUAGUUCAUCAUCGUUGCCUAAACCAUCUUUUAGCAAAGAUGCAGCAUUCCAUGAAACAUCAUCAAUUGAAGAUGUUGCAACAUUAAUAUCUGAACCAUCUGGAUCAUCUUUCGAGGAAGAUGUAGCAAUAAUCCAUGAUCCAUCAUCUUCAUCUACAUCUACAAUAUCUUUAGGAGAAGAUCAAGAUGCAGCAUGCUACACGUCGACUGAACCGUCUACAUCUUUCGAAGAUUCAGACAGUGAUUCGUACGUAGCUUAA